Maniola jurtina (meadow brown) is the source of this 1574-nucleotide messenger RNA. RefSeq names its product endoplasmic reticulum junction formation protein lunapark-B (gene Lnpk). NCBI's taxonomy places the organism in Eukaryota, Metazoa, Arthropoda, Insecta, Lepidoptera, Nymphalidae. Gene Ontology annotation, biological process: endoplasmic reticulum tubular network organization. The record is from RefSeq and is a predicted model, not a curated record. Gene Ontology annotation, cellular component: endoplasmic reticulum tubular network. The transcript is spliced from 9 exons. Bases 328 to 1383 code for a protein of 351 amino acids.
AGAAUUUUACGCCAACGCAAAUGUCGCCCGUCGGAUUGAGUCAAAUUGUUUUCUCAUAAUAUUUAUUUCUCUUGAUUAACUCUCGAAGCCUUGGCACUCCAAAAUUUUUACGGACAUGUGAUCUGAUUUAGAACAAUUUAGUGGAUUAAAUUACGUUUUACUAGCAUAGACAUAGUGAACAAAUGCUUCCGUAAAGUCGGCGUGUUAGGUUAAAGAAUAGUUUGUUAAACCUAACGUAUGGACAGUUGUAUUGAAAAUAAGACUGUUUUUAAGUGUUUAAAGUGUAAAUUUAGCACGUAAUACAGCAAUACUCGUCUGGAAAGAAAAAUGGGUCUGAUUAUAUCUAGAUUUCGACGCAAGAAAUCAACAACAGACAUUCUCGAAAACCUUGAAACUCAGAUAAAAUCCAUCGAGCAAGAUGGACAGUACAAGGAGGCGACACAUAAACGCGUCAUCGGCUACGUCAUGGCAUACAGUGUGGCCUUGUACCUGUUGUUCGCUGUAUUGUACUACUUCAUGUACGCGGGCAGGAGUCAGAACUGGCUGCAUUCGGUGCUGCACGCCUCCCCGCUGCUCAUCCUGCCAGUGCUUGUCAUAUUCCUUCGGUCAGCAAUAUCGUGGUACUACAACUGGUCACUGAACAAGAACAGAGCGAAACUAAGGAAGAUGAGAGAAGAGAAGAAGAAGAUUCUAGAAGAUGUCAUGAACACUGAGACUUACAAAGUGGCGAAACAAAUCUUGGACAAAUAUGGCAGCCCCGACGACCAAUCCAUAGCAAUCAAACCAUUCGCACCACGCACCGUCCAAGGAAACUCAUCUGACUCAGCAGGGCCACCUCCACAACUCCGACAAAGGCUGGCCAUCCAGAACUCUUCCACUCCUAUAUCCAGCAACAACAUGAUAGUGCCUGUCAACUCGGCUGUCACUGUUUACAAAGGACCUAGGUUAACUUCGACGCAUCUCCCCCGGCCUUUGCCCGACAGGAAUCGGUCGGCCUUGGACAAAGUGGUGGACUACUUACUCAAAGACGGCCCCAACCAUCGCAUGGCGCUCAUAUGUUCCGCAUGCCAUGCGCAUAAUGGUAUGGCAAUGGCGGAGGAAUUCGAGUUCGUAUCAUACAUAUGCGCAUACUGUGGCCACAUGAACGCGGCCAGGAAACAAAGACCGACCGCGCCGCCACUCACACCCGUACGCGCGUUGCCGCCCGCGCCACGUCGGCCUCUAGAAGGUGCCGGUGAUGACUCUCCAUCAGCCAGCUCCGGUAGUGAUAGUGAAGCCGAGAGAAAUGAUAAUAUCAUUGAAAAUUGCGCAGACAAGCCCAAUCGUCCCCCCACUCCAACGGAGGGGGAACCGAAGACCGAGGAAGAGAAAAAAGAAGACUGACGUGAAACUUGUUAUUUAUUGCAAUAGAAGUAACUGCGCUUGCGCACUGUACCCGUCCGAAUCCGAGAAAAUACUGAUAGAAUAAAUUCGGUCAAGUGCGAGUCUGAUUCGUACAGGAAGGGUUCCGUACCAUAUUUUAAGAAAAAAUUUCACAUAAAUUUUAAUGGCCAAUUUAAAUUUUUUAUCAUUUG